Messenger RNA from Arvicola amphibius (Eurasian water vole), 6830 nucleotides. RefSeq names its product RB binding protein 6, ubiquitin ligase (gene Rbbp6). Bases 1051 to 6417 code for a protein of 1788 amino acids. The record is from RefSeq and is a predicted model, not a curated record. NCBI's taxonomy places the organism in Eukaryota, Metazoa, Chordata, Mammalia, Rodentia, Cricetidae. Gene Ontology annotation, molecular function: zinc ion binding; ubiquitin protein ligase activity; nucleic acid binding. The transcript has 18 exons. Gene Ontology annotation, biological process: protein ubiquitination; ubiquitin-dependent protein catabolic process; mRNA processing. Gene Ontology annotation, cellular component: nucleus.
CCUGCUUAAGAGACCCCGGAGUGGGGGCGCUCGCCCGAAGCCAGUCCGCGGCCGCCAUAGUUCCUGGCGCGGAGGUGUCGCCGGCGCUGGGUGCGGGCCCGAGAGCGGCCUGGGGGGCAGACUAAAAAAAGAAAAGAGGCAAUCCAGCGAAGCCCUAGCCGCCGCCCGACCGUUUCCGGGCUUCCCGACGCGGUCGUGGGCUCAGAGGCGACAGAAGCGGGAGCAGCGCGAGGAGCGGCAGGAGGAAGAGUCGGGCAGCCUCGGCAGUGUCUCCGGGGCCAGCGAAGCCGCCGGCCGGGGCCCGGGGUGGUGAGGAAGGGCCUCGCGGCCUAGCUGGGCCCCGCAGCGGCUUUGUGUCAGGCGGCGGCGCGGCGGCGGGGGGGAGGCGGAGCCGAACCGGCGGCCGCUGGAAGGCCUCUCCUCCGCCGAUCGCGCGAUCUCGGCCUAGGCCGCGGGCCGCUCGUGGCCUCCGGGGAGCAGGCGCCAGGGUGUGUGUGCGGUGGGGGCCUGGGCCUGGGGACGCCGACGCCGGUCGUCCGGAAGCCGGGAGGAGGCGAGAGGCCGCUCGUGGACUCCGGGCCUAGGCCCUCUCCUCGCAACCUUCUCCCGGGGCCUGGGUCACCCCCAUCCACGGAGAGAGACCAGCCGGGAGGUGCGGCCGCUAUGGACCCCUGACCCCGCGGGGUCAUUCGGACUCUAACGUGUGGACUGACCGCUACUGACUGCACCGCCUGCCCUGUCUCUUGCCGGCCCUUAGCAUGAGCGAGGGGGACCCAGCCGGGUGACAUUGUGCCGGUUGGCGGAUCCUCGAUUGCCCCUUUUCCCGUCCUGCUCCUCCCACAUGAAGCGAUUCUGAGUACGGGGGGUUCCGGAUUAUUGUUCUCACGAACCCCCGCUUGUGGUUGGGGGGUAUUUAAUUUGAGGCCUUAGGGUCCUUCGUUGUCUUUUGAGUGUUUUGUGUGUGUAUAUAUUUUGCUCUUAAGUUUAUAAAUAUACAUAUAUUGAGAGUGUCCACGUCUCCUCGCUGAACCUUAGGAAUCCUUUGCCACAAUGUCCUGUGUGCACUAUAAAUUUUCCUCUAAACUCAACUACGACACCGUCACCUUUGAUGGGCUUCAUAUCUCCCUCUGCGACUUAAAGAAGCAGAUUAUGGGGAGAGAAAAGCUGAAAGCUGCCGAUAGCGAUCUUCAGAUCACCAACGCGCAGACGAAGGAAGAAUACACUGAUGAUAAUGCGCUAAUUCCUAAAAACUCAUCUGUAAUUGUCAGAAGGAUUCCUAUUGGAGGUGUUAAGUCCACAAGCAAGACAUAUGUUAUAAGUCGAACUGAACCAGUGAUGGGAACUACAAAAGCAAUUGAUGACUCUUCUGCAUCUAUUUCUCUGGCCCAGCUUACAAAGACUGCCAAUCUGGCUGAAGCCAAUGCUUCUGAGGAAGAUAAAAUUAAAGCAAUGAUGUCGCAGUCUGGCCAUGAAUACGACCCAAUCAAUUACAUGAAGAAACCUCUAGGCCCACCACCUCCAUCUUAUACCUGUUUCCGUUGUGGUAAACCUGGUCAUUAUAUUAAGAAUUGCCCAACAAACGGGGAUAAGAACUUUGAGUCUGGCCCUAGAAUCAAAAAGAGUACUGGAAUUCCUCGAAGUUUUAUGAUGGAAGUGAAAGACCCUAACAUGAAAGGUGCAAUGCUUACGAACACCGGGAAAUACGCAAUCCCAACUAUAGAUGCAGAGGCCUAUGCAAUUGGGAAGAAAGAAAAGCCACCCUUCUUACCAGAGGAACCAUCAUCAUCUUCAGAAGAAGACGAUCCCAUCCCAGAUGAGCUCUUGUGCCUCAUCUGCAAGGACAUUAUGACUGAUGCUGUUGUCAUUCCCUGCUGUGGAAACAGUUACUGUGAUGAAUGUAUUAGAACAGCACUCCUGGAAUCAGAUGAACAUACGUGUCCAACAUGUCAUCAGAACGAUGUUUCUCCUGAUGCUUUAAUUGCCAACAAGUUUUUACGACAGGCUGUUAAUAACUUCAAAAAUGAAACUGGCUAUACAAAAAGACUACGAAAACAGUUACCUCCACCCCCUCCCCCAAUACCACCACCAAGACCACUCAUUCAGCGGAACCUGCAGCCUCUGAUGAGAUCUCCAAUAUCAAGACAGCAGGAUCCUCUGAUGAUUCCAGUGACGUCUUCCUCAGCUCACCCAACUCCCUCUAUAUCCUCAUUAAGUUCAAAUCCAUCUUCCUUGACUCCUUCUGUGCCUGGAAAUCCAUCUUCUGCCCCAGCUCCAGUACCUGAUAUAACUGCAACAGUGUCUAUAUCAGUUCAUUCAGAAAAGUCAGAUGGUCCUUUUCGGGAUUCUGAUAAUAAAUUAUUACCAGCUGCUGCCCUCGCAUCAGAACAUUCUAAGGGAGCCUCCUCAAUUGCAAUUACUGCUCUUAUGGAGGAAAAGGGUUACCAAGUGCCUGUCCUUGGAACUCCAUCUUUGUUGGGACAGUCAUUAUUACAUGGACAGUUGAUCCCCACAACUGGUCCAGUAAGAAUAAAUGCUGCACGCCCAGGAGGUGGUCGACCAGGUUGGGAACAUUCCAACAAGCUUGGGUACCUGGUUUCUCCACCACAGCAAAUUAGAAGAGGGGAAAGAAGUUGUUACAGAAGUAUAAACCGCGGGCGACACCACAGCGAACGAUCACAGAGGACUCAAGGCCCAUCACUACCAGCAACACCAGUCUUUGUGCCUGUUCCACCACCUCCUUUGUAUCCGCCACCUCCCCAUACACUUCCUCUUCCUCCAGGUGUUCCUCCCCCACAGUUCUCUCCUCAGUUUCCUCCUGGCCAGCCUCCACCUGCAGGAUAUAGUGUCCCUCCUCCAGGGUUUCCACCAGCUCCUGCCAAUAUGUCAACACCUUGGGUGUCAUCAGGAGUUCAGACUGCUCAUUCAAAUACCAUCCCUACAACACAAGCACCACCUUUGUCCAGGGAAGAAUUCUAUAGAGAGCAACGACGAUUAAAGGAAGAGGAAAAGAAAAAGUCCAAGCUAGAUGAGUUUACAAAUGAUUUUGCUAAGGAAUUGAUGGAAUACAAAAAGAUUCAAAAGGAGCGUAGGCGCUCAUUUUCCAGGUCUAAAUCUCCCUAUAGUGGUUCAUCGUAUUCAAGAAGUUCAUACACUUACUCAAAGUCAAGAUCUGGCUCCACGCGGUCCCGCUCUUACUCUCGAUCCUUCAGCCGCUCGCACUCCCGUUCCUAUUCACGAUCACCUCCAUACCCCAGGAGAGGCAGAGGCAAGAGCCGUAAUUACCGUUCACGGUCCAGAUCUCAUGGAUAUCACCGAUCUAGGUCAAGGUCACCUCCAUAUAGACGUUAUCAUUCACGGUCAAGAUCUCCUCAAGCAUUUAGGGGACAGUCUCCCACUAAACGUAAUGUACCUCAAGGAGAAACCGAGCGUGAGUAUUUUAAUAGAUACAGAGAAGUUCCACCCCCUUACGACAUCAAAGCCUAUUAUGGACGGAGUGUCGACUUUAGAGACCCAUUUGAGAAAGAACGCUACCGGGAAUGGGAGAGGAAAUACCGAGAGUGGUACGAAAAGUACUACAAAGGGUAUGCUGUGGGGGCACAGCCUAGACCCUCAGCUAACCGCGAGGACUUCUCCCCAGAGAGACUUUUACCUCUUAAUAUCAGAAAUUCUCCCUUUACAAGAGGGCGCAGAGAAGACUAUGCUGCUGGACAAAGUCAUAGAAAUAGAAAUCUAGCUGGCAACUAUCCAGAAAAGCUUUCAACAAGAGAUAGUCACAAUCAGAAAGAUAACACAAAAUCAAAAGAGAAGGAUAGUGAGAACAUUCCAGGAGACAAUAAAGGAAACAAGCAUAAGAAACACAGAAAACGAAGAAAGGGGGAGGAGAGUGAGAGCUUCCUGAACCCCGAACUGUUAGAAACAUCCAGGAAAUCCAGGGAGUCAUCAGGCGUUGAUGACACUAAGACAGAUGCACUGUUUGUUCUCCCAAGUCGAGAUGAUGCUACACCUGUUAGGGAUGAACCAAUGGAGGCAGAAUCAAUCACCUUCAAAUCAGUGUCUGAAAAAGACAAGAGAGAAAAAGAUAAGCCAAAAGUUAAAAGUGACAAGACCAAACGGAAAAGUGACGGAUCUGCCACAGCCAAGAAGGAAAAUGUUUCAAAACCUUCUAAAGGACCCCAAGAAAAAAUAGAUGGGGAGCGUGAAAAAUCUCCACGGUCUGAACCUCCACUUAAAAAAGCCAAAGAGGAGGCCGCAAAGACUGACUCUGUAAAACCUUCAUCAUUGUCUCAGAAGGAUGACAAGGUCACCGGAACUCCCAGAAAAGCCCACUCUAAGUCUGCAAAAGAACAUCAGGAGACAAAGCCAGUCAAGGAGGAGAAGGUGAAAAGGGACAGUUCCAAAGACAUCAAGUCAGAAAAGCCAGCCAGUAAGGAUGAAAAAGCCAAGAAGCCUGAGAAAAAUAAGCUGCUUGAUAGCAAGGGAGAAAAAAGAAAGAGAAAAACUGAAGAAAAGAAUGUAGACAAAGAUUUUGAGUCAUCGUCAAUGAAAAUCUCUAAAGUGGAAGGAGCUGAAAUACUGAAACCAUCACCAAAGCGCAAAAUGGAAGGUGAUGUUGAAAAGCUAGAAAGGACCCCAGAAAAGGACAAGAUCACAUCAUCGACUGCCCCAGCCAAAAAAAUCAAACUUAACAGAGAAACUGGGAAAAAAAUUGGAAGUGCAGAAAAUACAUCUGCUACAAAAGAACCCUCUGAAAAAAUGGAGUCAACAUCUAGCAAGAUUAAACAGGAAAAAGUCAAGGGAAAGGCCAAGCGAAAAGUAGCUGGGACUGAAGGCUCCAGCUCCACGCUUGUGGAUUAUACCAGUACAAGCUCAACUGGAGGCAGCCCUGUGCGGAAAUCUGAAGAAAAGACAGAUACAAAGAGAACAGUCAUUAAAACUAUGGAGGAAUAUAAUAAUGAUAAUACAGCUCCUGCUGAAGAUGUUAUAAUUAUGAUCCAGGUUCCUCAGUCCAAAUGGGAUAAAGAUGACUUUGAAUCUGAAGAAGAAGAUGUUAAAUCGACACAACCUAUACAGAGUGUAGGGAAACCAUCUAGUAUUAUAAAAAAUGUUACUACUAGGCCCUCAGCUGCAACCAAGUACACCGAGAAAGAAAGUGAGCAGUCAGAGAAAAUUCAGAAGCUCACCAAGGAGGUGAGCCAUGAAAUGGCACAACACGAGGUCAAAAGCUCAAAAGGCUCUGCGUCCAGUGAAAAGGGGAGAACCAAAGACCGGGACCACUCGGUACUAGAGAAGGAAAUCCCCGACAAGAGGAAGAGCAGCGCCCAGCCAGAGAAGGAGAGCACUGUGGACCGUCUGAGUGAACAGGGAAAUUGUAAGAAUCUGUCUCAGUCUUCCAAAGAGUCCAGGACUUCAGAUAAGCAUGAAUCCAUUCGUGGUUCCUCAAAUAAAGACUUCACUCCUGGUAGAGAUAAGAAAGUGGACUAUGACAGCAGAGAAUAUUCCAGUUCCAAGCGAAGAGAUGAGAGAAAUGAGCUAGCAAGAAGGAAGGACUCUCCUCCUCGGAGUAAAGAUUCUUCAUCUGGACAGAAAAGUAAGCCAAGGGAGGAGAAAGAUUUGCCUAAAAAGGGGACAGAGUCCAAAAAAAGCAGUUCUAGUCCCCCAAGAGACAAAAAGCCUCAUGAUCAUAAAACCCCCUACGAUACCAAACGCUCAUGUGAAGAGACAAAGUCUGUAGAUAAAACCUCUGGCAAGGAACGGGAGAAGCAUGCUGCUGAGGCUCGAAACGGGAAAGAGUCCAGCUGCAGCAAGUUGCCGUAUACACCGAACCCACCAGAUCCCACUCCAGCUGAGAAAGAGCUGGUGGCUGGACAGGUGGAUAAGAACACCAUCAAGCCAAAACCCCAGUUGAGUCAUUCCUCUCGACUUUCCUCUGAUCUAACUAGAGAGACCGAUGAGGCUGCCUUUGAACCAGACUAUAAUGAGAGUGACAGCGAGAGUAAUGUGUCUGCGAAGGAAGAGGAGGCUGUCUCCACUGUCUCCAAGGACUUGAAAGAGAAAGCAGCAGAGAAAGCGAAGGAGAGCUUGACUGUAGCAGUGGCCGGCCAGCCAGGUGCAGACAGGAGCCAGAGUCAGAGUAGCCCCAGUGUUAGUCCAAGUAGAAGUCACAGCCCUUCCGGUAGCCAGACCCGAAGCCAUAGCAGCAGUGCCAGCUCAGCAGGAAGCCAAGACAGCAAGAAGAAAAAGAAGAAAAAAGAGAAGAAGAAGCACAAGAAGCAUAAAAAGCACAAGAAGCAUAAGAAGCAUGCAGGUGCGGAUGGUGACGCCGAGAAGAGCCAGAAACACAAACACAAGAAGAAGAAGGCAAAGAAGAGCAAGGACAAGGAGAAAGAUGACCAAAAAGCGAAAUCUGUCACUGUGUGAAAGACGGAUGUUUUAAUUGACUUAAUUACUAAGUCAUCUGUAUUAAACUCUGUUAUAAUGUAAAGAAAUUCCAACCUUGUAAAUAAUGAAUGGAAGACCCUGUGCUGCACUUAAAGUAUUUGCUGCUUGAUUAUUUCAUUUUUACAUCAGAGCUUUAUAACGAACUUUUGUACAGAAUUGUGAGUUGUGACCAUGGAACAUGAGAGGUUUUGCUAGGGCCUAUUAUUUUUAACCACCAUUAAUUAGUUGGGGUGGAGUUUACUGUACUGUGAAAUUUUCACAUUUGAAUUUUUUUAAUUGCCUGGCAAAUGCUGGUAUCAGUUCAGAAAUAUCAGCAGAAUGAUUUGCUGAACUCAUUACAGCCCCGUUAUGUCACUUUUUGAUUACAAUAAAAGUUUUCAGUAAACUUUUCA